Molecule: messenger RNA, 1490 nt
Organism: Cylas formicarius (sweet potato weevil)
Lineage: Eukaryota; Metazoa; Arthropoda; Insecta; Coleoptera; Brentidae
Gene: PIG-A
Product: phosphatidylinositol N-acetylglucosaminyltransferase subunit A
Exons: 8
Coding region: 175-1482 (435 amino acids)
Biological process (GO): GPI anchor biosynthetic process
Cellular component (GO): glycosylphosphatidylinositol-N-acetylglucosaminyltransferase (GPI-GnT) complex
Molecular function (GO): phosphatidylinositol N-acetylglucosaminyltransferase activity
Source: RefSeq, a predicted model, not a curated record
AUUUACAGCUUUAAUAUUCAGGCACGUACGUAGAAAAAAUUCAGUGACUGUUUCGUUUGCCUUAAUCUUACCUUAACUCACCUUUUCUGCUACUGUACAAAAUAUUUGUUUUAAUUUGAGGUUAGAGAUGUUUUAAGUUGUUUUUUUAUUUUUUCUUAAGAAUAUUUGAGCGAAAUGGUUCAAAGGAUUUGCAUGGCGUCCGAUUUCUUUUUUCCGAAUAUGGGUGGCGUGGAAGAGCAUAUUUAUAAUUUGUCUCAGUGUUUGUUGUUAAAGGGACAUAAAGUAAUAGUUAUGACACACAGUUAUGAAGAUCGAGUUGGCAUACGAUAUAUGACCAAUGGGCUGAAAGUUUAUUAUUUACCUAUUAAAAUAUUCUACAAUCAGUGUGUGUUGCCCACAAUGAUUUGUAAUAUUCCUCUAAUCAGGUAUAUUUUUCUUCGAGAAAGAAUUGAAAUAAUACAUGGACAUUCAGCUUUUUCUGCAUUAGCCCAUGAAGCAAUGCUGGUGGGCAAACUUUUGGGUUUAAAAACUGUUUUUACGGAUCAUAGUUUGUUUGGAUUUGCCGAUGCUAGUGCGUUAAUAACUAAUAAGCUAUUACAAAUAUCAUUGGCAAGUUGUAAUCACUGCAUUUGUGUGUCCCAUACUGGGAAAGAAAAUACAGUCCUUAGAGGUAGAGUAGAUUGGAAAAGAGUGUCAGUCAUUCCCAAUGCUGUUGAUACUUACUCAUUUACUCCGGAUCCAAGUCAAAGAUCACAAUCACAAAUUACUAUUGUGGUUGUUUCCCGGCUUGUAUACAGGAAGGGUGUCGAUUUAACUGCUCAGAUAAUUGGUGACAUUUGUGAGAAAUAUAGAGAAGUUGAAUUCUUAAUUGCUGGUGAUGGACCUAAAAGAUGGUUACUAGAAGAAAUAAGAGAAAAAAAAGGGCUUCAAGAUAGGGUCACAAUGUUGGGUAGUCUAGAACAUUCUCAAGUAAGAAAUGUUCUUGUAAAGGGUAGUAUAUUUCUAAAUACUUCACUAACAGAAGCUUAUUGCAUGGCUAUUGUGGAGGCUGCAUCUUGCGGGCUGAAGAUUGUCUCUACAAAAGUUGGUGGCAUUCCUGAAGUUUUGCCUGAGGACUUGAUAAUAUUGACAGAACCAAAUGUACCAUCUCUUAUGGAAGGGUUAGAAAACGCAAUUAGAGAUUUGAAAUUAGGUCACUGUGUGUGCCCUUAUGAGUGCAACCGAAGGGUUAGAAAAUACUAUAACUGGGAGAACGUAUCUUCAAGGACGGAAAUAGUUUAUCAAAGGGUCUCACUAGAGGAGAGAAAGGGUUUAAGAUCGAUUUUACAAAGUCACCUUUCAAGUGGAGUUUGGCCUUAUUUAUUGGUUAUAUCCUUAGCACACUUGAUACUUAGGUUCUAUGAGUUUUGGGUACCAAGAAGAGAUAUUGACCUCACAAAAGAUUAUAUCGUAAGAAAUCACAACAAAGUUAAGGAAAAAUGAAGUCUUUA